Fusarium sp. VM40 is the source of this 1164-nucleotide messenger RNA. Lineage: Eukaryota; Fungi; Ascomycota; Sordariomycetes; Hypocreales; Nectriaceae. The record is from the annotation of a GenBank genome assembly.
AUGGCUUCAGCAUCGGCAGCCGUGAGGUUAUGUAAUCUAGCCUGCCGCAGGGCAUCCCAGAUCCAACAAAUCCCUCGGACUCAGCACAUCAUCCGGCAAAAGCCUAUCGCUCGGCGGGCAUUCACCACUUCGACGAUACGAUGGGCUCGCGAGGAGGACCAGCGCCAGGACGACGUUGAGGAGGAGGAUUUUGGCCCAAUAGAGUUGAAAAAGCUCGAGGCCGCCCUGGCCGAGGCUUCUACACCGGAGGGACUGAAGCAAUUGGACCUCUUGGCCAAGGCGAACGGCUACAACUCCAUCGACCAUUACUUGAAGAACGAACUAGAGUACCGACCUGGCUGGGCGUCGGAGGACCGAUCGACAUUGGAGGAUAUUCAGAAAGAUGACAAAGGAGAGAAGCCCAACAAGCAGUCGUUCUGGUUCGACGAAGAGGACCCCGAGACCAACACCGAAGAACUCGAGGAAUUUGACGAGGACGAUAUCACAUCUAUGGCCCACGGAAAACUUGACGAGAUUCGAGAUAUGCGACAAUACGCCCGAUUGGCAGUAUGGGAAUUGCCUCUUCUUUCGAAGUACGCCAAGCCCUUCGAACCUCCUGCCGAGAACCAGGUCCUCCGGUGGCGAUACACUUCUUAUAUGGGCGAAUUCCACCCUGCUGAGAAGAAGGUGGUGGUGCAAUUCGCCCCCGACGACCUGAAGCUCACGGCCGUCCAAACCGAGAAGCUCAAGAAGCUUGCAGGACCCCGCUACAACCCCGAGACGGAGAUCAUCAAGAUGAGCAGCGACAGUUUCGAGCACCAGGCGCAGAACAAGCGCUAUCUCUCCAACUUGGUGGACGACCUUAUCGCCGCGGCCAAGGACCCCAAGGAUACAUUCGCAGACAUCCCCCUCGACACCCGACACCACAAGGUCCAGCCUAAGCCGCGAUUCCCUAAGGAGUGGCGCAUGUCCCCGGAGCGCCGCCAAGAGCUUGACGAGCACCGCCAGCGCAUGGCCAUAGAGGAUGUGAAGAUGGCUGAGGGCGGCCAAUUGGUGGAUGGUGUCCAGGCCAUCGAUCAGUACCUGAUGAAGAACGCUGGUGAGGACCAGAAGAAGGCCAAGGUUGCGGAGCUUGUUGCUGCGGCCCCCGCCAAGGGUGCCGGCGCCAACCGCGCGAGGAGGUAA